AUGGAAGUGCGUGGGCCUCGCAGAAAUCCCAGCUACCUCUCUGAUCUCUAUCAGAACAUGUUGAGGGCUCAGGAAGCAGUGGCACGAGGGCAGCAGCAGCCCCCAGCACUGCAGACAAGUAGCAGCACGACUUUUCGGAGCAUUACCUCAGCCAAAGAGAGCCCUCAGCCAGAUAAGCUGCAGAGCAGCAGUUUCUCCAGCUGUGAUCCAGCCCUGCGGCCCAUCAUACGGCGCCGGGCGAGGUCUUUGCCCACGUCUCCCGAGCGGAGGAAGAGAGCAGCACUGCAGUGCCAGAGCCGUAUGAACAGGGUGAGGUUUGCUGAUGCUUUGGGUUUGGAGCUCACUGAAGUCAAAGUCUUCCAGUCUGGGGAGGAUCCAUCCAUCCCCUUGCAUGUCCUUUCCAGGCUCUCCAUUAACUCAGACCUCUGGUACAGCAACUCGAACUUGGAGUUUACUAUGCAGUGCUUGGUCCCCGACUUCCAGCAGCCUGCAGACUGUGUGGAUUUCUCUUCCCGACUCCAGGAGCAGCUGGUGUGUCUGGAACGAGUGACCAGCUCAGAUCUGGGGCUCAGUGGCACCAUCCACGUUUGCAAUGUUGCCUUUGAGAAGAGAGUGUCUGUGAGAUACACCUUCAACCAGUGGGAGAGCCUCCAUGAGGUGUGUGCUCGUUGGCACAGGAGUAUCCCAGAGAAAAAUGGGCAGGAGCAGGUUGAUGUUUUCACUUUCUUUCUUCCUGUGCCUCCUUUCCUCCUUCAGCUGUCCUCUCUUGUCCAGUUUGCAGCAAGGUACCAAGUCAAUGGCCAAGAGUACUGGGAUAACAACAGAGGCAAGAACUACACUCUCACCUGCCGGACUCACCCCCUUAAGGUGCCAAGAGAAUGUGAGGAGAGCUGGAUCCACUUCAUCUGA
Molecule: messenger RNA, 909 nt
Organism: Acanthisitta chloris (rifleman)
Lineage: Eukaryota; Metazoa; Chordata; Aves; Passeriformes; Acanthisittidae
Product: protein phosphatase 1 regulatory subunit 3D-like
Exons: 1
Coding region: 1-909 (302 amino acids)
Biological process (GO): regulation of glycogen biosynthetic process
Cellular component (GO): protein phosphatase type 1 complex
Molecular function (GO): glycogen binding; protein phosphatase 1 binding
Source: RefSeq, a predicted model, not a curated record